Messenger RNA from Carassius auratus (goldfish), 3563 nucleotides. RefSeq names its product heat-stable enterotoxin receptor-like. The record is from RefSeq and is a predicted model, not a curated record. Gene Ontology annotation, molecular function: peptide receptor activity; adenylate cyclase activity; ATP binding. Gene Ontology annotation, biological process: protein phosphorylation; receptor guanylyl cyclase signaling pathway; intracellular signal transduction. NCBI's taxonomy places the organism in Eukaryota, Metazoa, Chordata, Actinopteri, Cypriniformes, Cyprinidae. The coding region runs from base 208 to 3405 and encodes 1065 amino acids. Gene Ontology annotation, cellular component: plasma membrane. The transcript has 27 exons.
CACCUGAGCGCGCAUUUCCUCUUCAGGUUCCUGUAAAAACACAAGCGCAGAAAACCCUGGCUGCAGUCAGUGUACGAUGUCUUUUCAGAGAUGUCAUGUGGACGGUGUUGUUGGAGGAUAGAGCUGAUCUUUCUGAUGUUAUUCAGCAGAAUGAGCGUGGCAUUAAACUGAGCAGCGUCUCUGUGAAGGACAGCGCUUGUGGACGGGAUGUUGGGAUUGCUCUGGUUCUGGCUGGGUUCUGUGCUCUCCGUCUCUGAGUUUGAUGUGUUAAGCUGCAGGAACUCCUCGGUCACGUUAAACGUGGUUCUGCUGGAGGAUGAAAACUCGCCCUGGAGUCUGAAGUUUGUGAAGGACACGGUGGAUAUGGCUGUUGAAGAGGAGAAUAAAAAAAACCAGGCCGAAAGUCUGGACUUCCAGAUCAAGGUGUUGUUCAGCGGCUUUAACACCACACAUUACCGGCGCCGGGGCUGUGGCAGCAGUACGUGCGAGGCCGUGGAGAUCCUCAAAUCGCUGCAUAACAGCAGUGAGCUCGGAUGCAUGAUGUUGGGUCCCUCCUGCACAUAUGCAACAUUUCAACUGGUGGAUCAGGAGGUGGGCUUGACCCUGACUAUCCCCAUCAUCUCAGCUGGCAGCUUCGGUCUCUCCUGCGACUACAAGGACAAACUGACCCGGCUGCUUCCCCCGGCGCGCAAAAUCUCCGAGUUCUUCGUCCAUUUCUGGAAUGUGUCCUUCACCAAUCUCAAACCUGCGUGGAAGACAGCGUACAUCUAUAAAAAACUGGACAACACGGAGGAAUGCUUCUGGUACAUCAAUGCUCUGGAGGCGCCGUCUGCUCUGUUUGCCACCAACAUAUCCAGAGAGAUGCUGAGGAGCCAAGAGGACCUGGAAGACAAGCUGAAAGCUCAGGACCGACACAGCAACAUUUUUGUCCUCUGUGGGACACCAGACGAUGUUCUGGCCAUUAAGAAAAACACCACCAUUCCUCCGCAUGUGGUCUUCGUCCUGAUCGACCUGUACAACGAUGGUUAUCACACCAACGAGUCCAGCUUCGAGCACAUGCGGGAUGUGCUGGUGGUCACCAUGGACAGCUUCAGAAACUACUCCAGACACACGUCCUGGAAGACGAAUACAACGGCGCUGAAUGAUUAUGUAGUGGCUUACCAUGACGCCGUGGUUCUCUUCGGAGAUAUGAUGAGACAAAGCCUGAAGGCGAUGAAACAGGGUCCAUCUAAUGGCAUCAUUAAACAGCCUUUCAGAAACAUGAGCUUCGAAGGUAUGGGAGGACACUAUGAAUUAGAUGCUAGUGGAGACCGAGACAUCAAUCUGUCUGUGGUUUAUACAACCAGCUCAAAGCAGUAUAAGACGCUGUUCUCCUUCAGCACGUCUCUGUACAUCACGUCGCUCAAUCACACACAUCCCGAUCUGGUGUGGGAAGGAUCGCAGCUGCCCAGAGAUAAACUCGCUCACGGGAUGGAGGCUCAGAACAUCAUCAUGAUUGUUCUUGGCAUCAGUGUGGUCAUGGCUACCGCCAUCGCUUUCAUCUUAUACAGACAGAACAGGAGGGUGCGUAUCGAUCAGAAGAAAUGGUCUCACAUCAAUCCAUCACUCAUCAUUCUUCUGGACGAUAAAGAGAGAAACCAGAUCAGUCUGACAAUCGAUGAGGAGAAGAAAGGUGACAACAGCGUCCUGAUACACAAGGGCCGAUACGACAAAAAGCCCGUCAUUCUGAAGGAGUUGAGAAACACAGAUGGAAACUUCUCUGAGGAACAACGCAUCGAGCUCAAUGCUUUGUUGCGUAUUGACUAUUAUAAUCUGACGAAGUUUUACGGGACAGCGAAGUUUGACUGUGGUGUUUUCGGGGUGUUUGAGUUCUGCGAGAGAGGAUCGCUGCGGUACGUGCUGAACGAUAAGAUCUCGUAUCCUGAUGAGAGUUUUAUGGAUCUGGAGUUUAAGAUCUCUGUCAUGUACGACAUCGCAAAGGGCAUGUCAUACCUGCACUCCAGUAAUGUUGGUGUUCACGGCCGGCUGAAAUCCACCAACUGUGUGGUGGACAAUCGGAUGGUGGUGAAGAUCACCGACUUCGGCUGCAACACCAUCCUCACGCCCGGGAAAGAUCUGUGGACGGCGCCGGAGCACAUGCGUGUUCAGGGGAUUUCUCAGAAAGGAGAUGUCUAUAGUUUUGCCAUCAUCUCGCAGGAGAUCAUUCUCAGGAAGAGCCCAUUUCACACGAGCUGCUGCUCCGAUACGGCAGAGAAAUUGUAUCGCGUUCAGUAUCCGCGAGGACCGAAUGUCUUCCGACCCGAUCUGAGUUUCGAGUCUGUUGGAGAAACCGAAGCAGAGCUGUUCGUGUUGAUCAAGAGCUGCUGGGAGGAAGAUCCAGAGAAGCGUCCGGACUUCAAGCGGAUCGAGGGUGCUCUGGGGAAGAUCUUUAGUAACCUUCACAACCAGGCCAAUGCCAGCUACAUGGACAACCUGAUCCGACGGCUCCAGAUGUACUCGAGGAACCUGGAGCACCUGGUGGAGGAGAGGACAGCUCUGUAUAAGGCCGAGAGAGACCGAGCCGACCAGCUCAACUUCAUGCUGUUGCCGGGUCCAGUGGUUCGGUCUCUGAAGGAAACGGGUCGUGUGGAGCCAGAGCUGUAUGACGAGGUCACCAUCUACUUCAGCGACAUUGUGUGCUUCACGACCCUCUGCCAUCACAGCACACCCAUGGAGGUGGUGGAUAUGCUGAAUGACAUCUACAAGAACUUCGACAGCAUUCUCGACCAUCAUGACGUCUAUAAGGUGGAGACCAUCGGUGAUGCAUACAUGGUCGCGUCUGGUCUGCCAAGACGCAACGGAAACAGACAUGCUGUGGAUAUUUGUCUCAUGGCUUUGGACAUCCUGGAGUUCAUGGGGACGUACCAGCUUAGACACCUGCCAGGAAUCCCACUGUGGAUCCGUAUUGGGAUCCAUUCAGGUCCAUGUGCGGCCGGUGUGGUGGGUAAUAAGAUGCCACGUUACUGUCUGUUUGGAGAUACAGUCAACACGGCAUCACGAAUGGAGUCUACAGGCCUGCCUCUGAGGAUUCAUGUGAGCGAGUCGACCAUCAAGAUCCUGGAGCGAACCGACUGUAAAUUUGAGUGUGAGCACCGAGGAGAAACACACCUGAAGGGUAAAGGGAAGGAGAUGACUUACUGGUUGACUGGAGUCACCGGCCAGAAAUACAGUCUGCCAAUACCACCAACAGCAGAGAACUUCCAUCGCCUGCAGCAGGAUCUGGCUGAGAGGAUCGUCUCCACGCUGGACAAACGCGGGAACGAGCGACGCAAAACUCUCUCGACUCGCCAGCGGCGAACACAGAGACACAGCAGCGACGGGCAGCCUGAAUACCUACACCUGAAUGACCCCACAACAUACCUGUAGAAAACACACUCACACACCUCUAUGUAUUUAACUGUAUUCCUAGCUCCUUAGAUUUGAUUGUUUAUUCUAUCAUUUAUUCAUUCUGAAUGUGUUUAUUGUAACAUGAAUGAUGUAUGAACUGCUUCUUACUCACAUAGUCAAUAAAAGAACAAACUGUA